AUGGCAUCUCAAAUAUCAAAAACUUUAUUGAAAGUCUCCCACGUUAGCUCUACGGCUAAAUUCGACACUGCAAGGAGGGCUCUCAGUGUUGGAGCAGCUUUACACCAGAAGAAGAAGUCUCUGCCGGACCGCACAGGCAAGAAUGUGGUGCUUGUGGACGGAGUGCGGACUCCAUUCUUGGUAUCCUUCACUGAUUAUGCCAAGAUGAUGCCUCAUGAACUCGCCAGACAUUCCUUGUUGGGUCUUCUACAGAAGACAGGUAUCUCAAAGGAUGUGAUCGACUACAUCGUGUACGGUACCGUAAUCCAGGAGGUGAAGACUUCCAACAUCGGUCGCGAGGCGGCGCUGGCGGCUGGCUUCAGUGACAAGACUCCUGCGCACACUGUCACUAUGGCCUGCAUCUCUUCCAACCAGGCUAUUACUACUGGUGUGGGCAUGAUAGCUGCUGGAGCUUACGACGUGAUAGUGGCCGGAGGUGUGGAGUUCAUGUCGGACGUGCCCAUCCGUCACUCGCGCAAGAUGCGCUCGUUACUGCUGCGCCUCAACCGAGCCAAGACUCCCGCGCAACGACUGUCCCUCAUCGCCUCUAUUAGACCUGAUUUCUUUGCGCCUGAGUUACCAGCAGUAGCGGAGUUCUCAUCAGGCGAGACGAUGGGUCACAGCGCGGACCGUCUGGCGGCCGCCUUCGGAGCCUCGCGACAGGAACAGGACGACUACGCGCUCCGCUCCCACAAAAUGGCCGCGGACGCACAGAGCAAGGGAUACUUUACUGAUCUGAUCCCUGUUAAAGUUGACGGCAAGGACGGCGUGGUGGACAAGGACAACGGCAUCCGCGUGUCGACGCCGGAGCAGCUCGCCAAGCUGAAGCCUGCCUUCAUCAAGCCACACGGCACCGUCACUGCUGCUAACGCUUCGUUCUUGACUGACGGAGCGUCCGCUUGCCUGGUGAUGUCGGAGGCUAAGGCCAAGGAGCUCGGCCUCAAGCCCAAGGCGUACCUGCGUGACUUCACUUACGUCGCUCAGGAUCCCGUUGACCAGCUCUUGUUGGGACCCGCGUACGGUAUCCCCAAGAUCUUGGAGAAGGCUGGACUCAAGAUGAGCGACAUCGACACCUGGGAGAUCCAUGAGGCUUUCGCUGGUCAAAUCCUGGCUAACUUGAAAGCUAUGGACUCUGAUUGGUUCGCGCAGACAUAUCUCGGCCGUCAGACUAAGGUGGGUGCUCCCGACCUCGACAAGUGGAACAAAUGGGGCGGCUCGCUCUCUAUCGGACAUCCCUUCGCUGCCACUGGGGUCCGUCUCGCCAUGCACACCGCCCACCGUCUGGUACGUGAGGACGGACAGUUCGGUGUAAUCUCUGCCUGCGCCGCUGGCGGACAGGGAGUCGCCAUGAUCCUCGAGAGACACCCCGACGCCACUUGCAACUAA
Molecule: messenger RNA, 1425 nt
Organism: Spodoptera littoralis (African cotton leafworm)
Lineage: Eukaryota; Metazoa; Arthropoda; Insecta; Lepidoptera; Noctuidae
Source: the annotation of a GenBank genome assembly